AGAACUUUUAGCCGUUCCCUUCCUUCGUCCAGUCGCGCUGAAAAGGCGUUCUUUACGCCACACGACGUACCAGGUCAUUCGUUGACUAACAAGAAUCCAAACCAUUGUUGAGCAACAAUCGGUUCCAACUUAAAAAGAACGUGGCUGAAUCAAUCGGAGAGACGCGAAGGAGGAGAGUUCAGGAGUAAAACAAAGGACGAACGUCGACUUAGCUGCAGGUUCAAUGUCAAGGCUUCACUUUCAAAUAUUCCUCCACGCCCCCCACCCCCCAGAAAACGCGAGACAAUCGGAUUUCGGGACCCAAUCUUCAGCCGAAGAUAAGAGAGUCCAUUGCUGGAGUUACUUGUUCUAACGUGCCACGGUUGGCACUCCUGAUUCACAGUCCAUUCCGCACAGAUACCAACUUUAAAUCCUGAUCCACACGUCCUCCAUCUUGACUCAGGGUGUUCGUGGUUUUCCUCAGUCUCUCAUGCAAAUUCCGGCCUAUCACCUUAAAUAAGGUCACGGCCGCUUCCUUCCACAUCCCUUCCACUAGUCAUCAAUCAUCACAUCAUUCAACACUACACAGCACAGUCAGCGUCGUUAAACAAAGUACAGUCUUCGCGCUAUAAAAAUUGGAAACAUUUUUAACGGAGCAUUUAGAAGAACUGAGGCUGACUUGUACGAAGAUACCAGGCAUGAAGAUGGAGGCAAUAUAUUUCUCCGAAACGUCAUGCCCGGACCUCAGGAACCUGAGCGCCAGGUCGGAGCUACUGGACGAGCUGGUCGCGCCCUGCAGGUACGACCAGUGGGCUCUGCCCACCGGAAACAGGACUGGGCCCCUCAACGUGGGAGUGCGAAUGCACGUCUACUUCCUGGGCGCCAUUGAGGCUCAGAGCCUGCAAUUCACGGCGCACAUCAUUCUGCGUCUGCGGUGGGUCGACCAGCGACUGGAGUACAGGGGCUUCGCCCCCGACGUGCCGCUGAUAGUGCGGGAGGGAUAUCCGAGAAUCAGUCUGUGGACGCCACACGUGUACCUGGUGAACGAGCAGGAAUCCGUUGUGAUGGGGUCCGACAGGAAGGACGUGCUGCUCACCGUGGAGCCAGACGGAACUGUUGUGCUCUCCACGAGGAUGAAAGUUACGCUCUUCUGCCUGAUGAACCUGCAGAAAUUUCCAUUCGACGAACAGCAGUGCCCUCUGGUCCUCGAAAGCUGGACACACAACAGCAGCGAACUCAUCCUCUUCUGGGAGCCAGACUCGCCGGUCACCGUCAACAAGGACCUUCACCUCACCGAGUACCGGUUGGUAAACAUGUGGUCCAACUUCAGUGUUGCCAACUACUCGCUGACAUCCGACGUAAGCUCGACCUUCGGCCUGCACUCCAGGCACUACGGGAAAUUUGGUGGUAACUACAGCGCGCUGACAGUUCGGUUCGACUUGGCUCGAGAGGUCGGUCACUACAUAAUGGACUAUUUCGUGCCCAGCAUCCUGUUGGUCGUCGUGUCCUGGGUAUCCUUUUGGCUGGACCCGAAUGCCGUUCCCGGCAGAACGACCCUGGGGACCAGCACGAUGCUGACUUUCAUAACGCUGACUCGCAACACAGGCAGCUCCUUGCCCAAGGUGUCGUACAUCAAGGCCACCGAGAUCUGGUUCAUCGUCUGCACGGCCUUCAUCUUCGGCUCACUCGUGGAGUUCGCCUUCGUCAACACCAUCUGGCGGAGGAAGAGAAACGUGGAGCUGAAGAAAGUGAACAGCAAAUACAUCCUCAAGUCCACCCUGACGCCACAGAUGAGUCGCAAGCAGAUCCACAGUUCGACCUCCAGCAUCGACCGAUGCCAGUCGUGGCCCAACGUCACGCAGACCGACUCCAACAGCGACCUCAAGUUCUACCUGGGGCCUAACGACAGCAACACUCUGACCGUGAACUCCAUGGAUUCCAUUCGCAACGACCCCAACGCGGGUUCGAAGCCUGACCCCGACUACACGGACCUGGUGAUACCUGUGCCCGCCCCCGGCUCCCCGCCCAACAACUCCGGCUUCACGACGAUGACGCCCCAGCAGAUAGCCCAGUGGAUCGACCGGCGAAGCCGCGUCUUCUUCCCCGCCGCGUUCAUCCUCUUCAACGUCCUCUACUGGGGCUUCGUCUGGAUCUGAGCUCCUUCCUUCGACGACGCGGAACGGACCCCUUAACUUCACGAAACCCUGACAUCUCUCCGGUGCUCGGCAACGAGGGUUCGAGUCAAACAUAAUCUGUAUCGACUUAGACGCUCCUUUUCGAGCACCGAAUAUUUAAGGCACGGACGAAGUUCACAUUCGUCAAAUUAUUUGUUUCGCGAAUCCCAAAGGGGUCUUAAGAGUCUUCAGCAUCAGAAAACACUGCAGUGUUUGUGAACAAAGCAGAACAGAGAAAAACUUAAGACGCAACCUUCUUCAGGAGGAAAAUGUUGCUGUAUUAUUUGAUCGUUUUGUGAGAAAAUACCGACUAUUAAGUUUACGAGGCUUCGUGCAGUCUUCUCGCGAAAGGUAGAAGAUGGAAACUGUUGCCUGAAUGAAUAGGAAUUUUCACACACGGCAUUUAUCGUGGAAUGAAAUAUUCACGUAUUUCGUCUGUCGAAAUACACGUGUCUUAUUGUACAUUUAAUCGAAAAACGACUGAAAAUUACACGAAGACAAAAGUCAAUUAACUACGAGGGCAUUUGCCCGGAAGUAUCGUGCAAUUCCACGAGAUGGCAGGCCACAAGGAUCGAUAAUACAGAGGAAUCGAUCUAUGACAUCGCCACGGCCUGUAUCGAUAGGAACGCCUUGGACCGGAAGUGAUGUGAUCGGGGAAUCUGCCUGUCGUUAUGCAAUAAAAGUGCGACUAAAAUACUAGUCAAAGUAAUUCAGGAAACUGUUUCCAGUUACCACAGCGAGGAGGGACUUUGUGACUAUUCUAGUAACUUCCUUGAAUUCUAAUGCAUAUAUUAUAGAUGGAUUGUACCCACACGUAGUUCGUUAAAACUUAGUUAUUAGGAUGAAAACACCAAAUGCUUAACCAAGGAGUUUAUAUUUUUGCAUUACAUAACAUGGACUAAUAUCAUUAAAUGUAUCAACUAAUUUUUGAAACACUUGCCUGACAGAGACGA
Messenger RNA from Zootermopsis nevadensis, 3106 nucleotides. The record is from RefSeq and is a predicted model, not a curated record. Lineage: Eukaryota; Metazoa; Arthropoda; Insecta; Blattodea; Termopsidae.